AUGUCCUUUCUUCCCUCCCUCUCCCCUCAUUUCCGUCUUUGUAGGCUUCGCCUCUCGACCUCCUCAACCUUCCAACCUCCCCGGCAGUUUCAUUCUUCGCGCUUUACCAUGUCUGACCUCAACAUUCAACUGACAGCCCCCAAUGGGCGCAAGUACACCCAGCCGAUUGGACUGUUUAUCAACAAUGAGUUCGUCGCGUCAAAGUCUGGCGAGAAGUUCGCAAGCAUCAACCCCAGUGACGAGUCCGAGAUUAUUUCCGUCUACGCCGCAGGCGAGGAAGACAUUGAUAUCGCAGUCAAGGCAGCUCGCAAGGCGCUCAAGGACCCGUCAUGGAAGUCACUGCCUGCUACGGGCCGAGGCAAUCUGAUGCUCAAGCUGGCAGAUCUUGUUGACCAGCACAAGGAAACUCUAGCCACCAUUGAGACUUGGGACAACGGUAUGUAUCAUAUGUUGCGAAUCCCAUGCACCAAUCUGACUUUGAUAGGCAAGCCUUACUCGGUGUCUUUGGGUGAUGACCUUACAGAAGUGAUCAACUGCAUCCGCUACUGCGCCGGAUGGGCUGAUAAGAUCCACGGCCAAACCAUCAGCACUACACCAGAGAAAUUUGCCUACACACUUCGCCAACCCAUUGGAGUCGUAGGCCAGAUUAUCCCCUGGAACUUCCCUUUGGCCAUGGCAGCCUGGAAGCUAGGUCCCGCUUUGGCCUGCGGUAACACUGUUGUCCUUAAGCCCGCCGAGCAGACUCCUCUCAGUAUCCUGUACUUUGCCAACCUUAUCAAGGAGGCUGGCUUCCCACCAGGUGUUGUCAACAUUCUUAACGGCCACGGACGAGUAGCAGGAACCGCCUUGGUCACCCACCCAGACGUCGACAAGGUCGCCUUCACCGGCUCAACAAUGACAGGCAAGGAGAUCAUGAAGAUGGCCGCGGGAACCAUGAAGAAUGUGACUCUCGAGACUGGUGGAAAGUCGCCCCUCAUCGUAUUUGCCGACGCAGAUCUCGACCAGGCCGCCAAAUGGGCACACACCGGAAUCAUGUACAACCAGGGUCAAGUCUGCACAGCAACGUCGCGCAUCCUCGUCCACGAGUCCGUCUACGACGAAUUCGUGAAGCUCUUCCGCGAGGCCGUUGCCACCACCAGCAAGGUCGGCGACCCCUUUGCCGACGACACCUUCCAGGGACCCCAAGUCACAAAGGCCCAGUACGACCGCAUCCUCUCCUACAUCGAGAGCGGCAAGCAAGAAGGUGCGACGCUCGUUGAGGGCGGCGUACCAUACAAGAACGUCAAGGAUGGGAAGGGCUUCUUCAUCGCUCCGACUGUCUUCACAGAUGUCAAGGACAACAUGCGCAUCUACCGCGAGGAAGUAUUUGGACCAUUCGUCGCCAUUUCCAAAUUCUCUGAUGAGGACGAAGCUGUCACCCGUGCCAACGACUCGACAUAUGGUCUUGGUGCUGCCAUCUUCACCAAGGACAUUGAGCGUGCUCACCGCGUUGCUGCAGAUAUCGAAGCUGGUAUGGUUUGGGUGAACAGCAGCAAUGAUAGCGAUUUCCGUGUGCCCUUUGGUGGUGUCAAGCAGAGUGGUAUUGGUCGUGAACUUGGUGAAGCUGGCUUGGAGGCUUAUUCCCAGGUCAAGGCUGUUCAUGUGAACAUUGGGUUGAAGCUGUAG
This is a messenger RNA of Aspergillus calidoustus, 1665 nucleotides long. The record is from the annotation of a GenBank genome assembly. NCBI's taxonomy places the organism in Eukaryota, Fungi, Ascomycota, Eurotiomycetes, Eurotiales, Aspergillaceae.